AUGGAUGCCGCCUCCAUCACCGGCCGACCCCUGAGGGCCGUCACGGCUCCCAGCGCCUCCUGCUCCCUCACAAAACGGCGGCCGCGCACGGCCCAGCAGCCACGCUUCUCUCCCUCAGCAGCGCCGGACAAUUCCGCCACACGGGUCUUUGAAUCAAACGAAGAAUCAGGCCAUCUUAUCCUUACUAUAAUUGUAUCUGGACAUUUCUUUAUUUCCCAAGGACGAACAGUACUGGAAGGCUUUUCAUUACUUGAUUCCCACAAGUGGUUAAAGAUAGUAAGAAGAGUAGACUGCCUGCUCCUUUGUGCACAGUCAAAGCAGAAUGAGAGCCGCCUGUUCCGUGUUCAGUUUGGGGGAGAUUCCCAGGAGGAGAUGCUGGGACACUGCAGCAGUUGUGUGCAGAAGCUUGGGGAGUAUCUACCAGUUGAAGUGGCUGAGGAGCAAAGCCAGCAGCUCUGCCACAGCCUCGGGCAGGCUGGCAGUCAAAACCAGGUGAAGGACCCUGACCAAAAUGCAUCUGCACUGCACAUACCAGAUGAGCCUCUACCAGCUUCCUGCUCCAGCCUUGGAGAAAGAAGAUCUGUCACACAGCUAGCACAGUGGGUGCUGAGCAGGAAUCCUGAGCUCCCCCUCCUGCAGCAGCAGGCGGCCUGGCGGGCACAGGAGCUGGGGCCCUUCAUCCGCUUGUGCCUCCUGGACCAGAACUUCCCAGCUUUUGUGGAAGAUGUGGAGAAGGAAUUGAAAAAACUCACAGAAGGCUGA
Molecule: messenger RNA, 762 nt
Organism: Chaetura pelagica (chimney swift)
Lineage: Eukaryota; Metazoa; Chordata; Aves; Apodiformes; Apodidae
Gene: REC114
Product: REC114 meiotic recombination protein
Exons: 6
Coding region: 1-762 (253 amino acids)
Source: RefSeq, a predicted model, not a curated record